AUGUCGAUGAGUCCAAAGCACACGACUCCGUUCUCAGUGUCUGACAUCUUGAGUCCCCUGGAGGAAAGCUACAAGAAAGUGGGCAUGGAGGGCGGCGGCCUCGGGGCUCCGCUGGCGGCGUACAGGCAGGGCCAGGCGGCUCCGCCGGCCGCGGCCAUGCAGCAGCACGCCGUGGGGCACCACGGCGCCGUCACCGCCGCCUACCACAUGACGGCGGCGGGGGUGCCCCAGCUCUCGCACUCCGCCGUGGGGGGCUACUGCAACGGCAACCUGGGCAACAUGAGCGAGCUGCCGCCCUACCAGGACACCAUGCGGAACAGCGCCUCGGGCCCCGGAUGGUACGGCGCCAACCCAGACCCGCGCUUCCCCGCCAUCUCCCGCUUCAUGGGCCCGGCGAGCGGCAUGAACAUGAGCGGCAUGGGCGGCCUGGGCUCGCUGGGGGACGUGAGCAAGAACAUGGCCCCGCUGCCAAGCGCACCGCGCCGGAAGCGCCGGGUGCUCUUCUCCCAGGCGCAGGUGUACGAGCUGGAGCGACGCUUCAAGCAACAGAAGUACCUGUCGGCGCCGGAGCGGGAGCACCUGGCCAGCAUGAUCCACCUGACGCCCACGCAGGUCAAAAUCUGGUUCCAGAACCACCGCUACAAGAUGAAGCGCCAAGCCAAGGACAAGGCGGCGCAGCAGCAACUGCAGCAGGACAGCGGCGGCGGCGGCGGCGGCGGGGGCGCCGGGUGCCCGCAGCAGCAGCAGGCGCAGCAGCAGUCGCCGCGCCGCGUGGCCGUGCCGGUGCUGGUGAAAGACGGCAAACCCUGCCAGGCGGGCGCCCCCGCGCCGGGGGCCGGCAGCCUUCAAGGCCACGCGCAGCAGCAGGCGCAGCAGCAGGCGCAGGCUGCCCAGGCGGCCGCCGCGGCUAUCUCGGUGGGCAGCGGGGGCCCCGGCCUGGGGGCACACCCGGGCCACCAGCCGGGCAGCGCGGGCCAGUCUCCGGACCUGGCGCACCACGCCGCCAGCCCCGCGGCGCUCCAGGGCCAGGUCUCCAGCCUGUCCCACCUGAACUCCUCGGGCUCGGACUAUGGCACCAUGUCCUGCUCCACCUUGCUAUAUGGUCGGACCUGGUGA
Canis lupus familiaris (dog) is the source of this 1116-nucleotide messenger RNA. RefSeq names its product NK2 homeobox 1 (gene NKX2-1). NCBI's taxonomy places the organism in Eukaryota, Metazoa, Chordata, Mammalia, Carnivora, Canidae. The record is from RefSeq and is marked provisional. Gene Ontology annotation, biological process: cell differentiation; regulation of transcription by RNA polymerase II. Gene Ontology annotation, cellular component: nucleus. The transcript has 2 exons. The coding region runs from base 1 to 1116 and encodes 371 amino acids. Gene Ontology annotation, molecular function: DNA-binding transcription factor activity, RNA polymerase II-specific; RNA polymerase II cis-regulatory region sequence-specific DNA binding.